Messenger RNA from Phyllopteryx taeniolatus (common seadragon), 6784 nucleotides. RefSeq names its product roundabout homolog 1-like. Lineage: Eukaryota; Metazoa; Chordata; Actinopteri; Syngnathiformes; Syngnathidae. The record is from RefSeq and is a predicted model, not a curated record. Gene Ontology annotation, molecular function: protein binding; axon guidance receptor activity. Bases 351 to 4901 code for a protein of 1516 amino acids. Gene Ontology annotation, cellular component: plasma membrane; axon. The transcript is spliced from 29 exons. Gene Ontology annotation, biological process: axon midline choice point recognition; Roundabout signaling pathway; axon guidance.
CCCCCAAAAAAAGGUGGUUGCAACUAGGUUUCAAUGAGAUCAUCUCCUUCCUGUGCGAAAUGACGAUUGGACUCAGGCAAUGGAUGCAGUCAAGUUGUUGUGGCCACCGGGAAGUGAGGACUUAGAGGCGAGUGGAGAAAACCAAUUUUGUCUCGAGUGGGAUACUCGACCGAGAAUUCAUCUAAACUUUAAGAUUGAGCGAGCAUCUUCAUCUGCGAGGAGCGCUUCUGAGGUUCAUUGUCGACUUAUUUGAUACGACAGAAGUUCGGCCGCAGAAGUUGGGAUUUGGAUGAACUGGCUGCGACGCAACGCCUUCAAAGUGUGGAAUACUCUGACUGCUGCUCCUUUGAAUGAUGCCUGUCUGCUUCAAGGGGAUUUACUGUCUUUUGGCGUUUCUGCACCUUUGCUCAGGAUCUCGUCUUCGCCAGGAAGACACCCCUCCCCGCAUCGUUGAGCACCCCUCUGACCUGAUUGUGUCCAAGGGGGAACCAGCCACUCUCAACUGUAAGGCCGAGGGCCGUCCACCACCCACGGUAGAAUGGUACAAGGACGGGGAGCGUGUCGAGAUCGACCGCGACAACCCUCGCGCGCACCGCAUACUCUUGCCUAGCGGCUCGCUCUUCUUCCUACGCAUCGUCCACGGACGGAGGAGCAAGCCCGACGACGGCAGCUAUGUGUGCGUGGCCCGCAACUAUCUGGGCCAGGCAGUCAGUCACAAUGCGUCGCUGGAAGUAGCCAUUUUACGUGAUGACUUCAGACAGAACCCAGUGGACGUCAUGGUUGCAGUGGGCGAGCCUGCAGUGCUGGAGUGCCAGCCACCCCGUGGACAUCCUGAGCCCACAAUCUCGUGGAGGAAAAAUGGUUUGAACUUAGGCGACAGAGAGGAACGAAUUACAAUCCGCAGCGGCAAGCUGAUGAUCACCAACAGCAGGAAGAGUGACGCAGGAAAAUACAUUUGUGUUGGAACCAACAUGGUCGGGGAGCGCGAGAGUGAAAUCGCUGAACUCACCGUGCUUGAGCGCCCCACCUUCCUCAAGCGGCCCAGCAGCGCGGUCGUGUUGGCAGACGGGAGUGCCGAGUUCCACUGUGCGGUUCAAGGUGAUCCUGUUCCCACUGUCCGCUGGAGGAAAGAGGAUUCUGAGCUGCCGCAGGGCAGAUAUGAAAUCCUAGAAGACCACACGUUGAUUGUUCGCCAAGUGACCUCUUCAGAUGAAGGUUCUUAUACAUGUGUGGUGGAGAACAUGGUUGGCAAAUCGGAAACAUCUGCCACGCUUACUGUUCACGUGCCGCCUGCAUUUGCCUUACGACCCAGGAACCAGGUGGCAGCAAUAGGCAGGACCGUCACCUUCCAGUGCGAGGCCACUGGCAACCCGCAGCCUGCUAUCUUCUGGCAGAGGGAGGGCAGUGAGAGUCUCUUGUUCUCAGCCCCGCAGGCCUUCAGCCGAGUGUCUGUCUCCCAGAUGGGCAGUUUGACCAUCACCGAUGUUCAACAUUCUGAUGGCGGGCUGUACAGCUGCCAGGCUCUCAACAUCGCUGGCAGUGUUAUUACCAAAGUAUUGUUGGAAGUUACCGACUCCAGCUCGGAACUGCCUCCCCCAGUAAUUAGACAGGGCCCGGUCAAUCAGACUGUUCCUGUGGACAGCACCGUGGUGUUGAGUUGCCAUACGACCGGCGUGCCACCUCCUUCGGUCCACUGGAAGAAAGAUGGUGCGGUGUUGUCACCAGCGGACACGCGCUUGUCCGUAGCAGAAAGCGGCUCACUUGAGAUUCGUUACACGAAGCUCGGAGAUACAGGCUUCUAUACUUGUGUGGCUACGAGUCCCAAUGGAGAGGCCUCCUGGUCAGCACAUUUACAAGUGGAGGCGUUCGGGGUCGUGGUCCAGACCAGCCGACCUUCAGGCCCCAACCUGAUACCCGGUGCUCCGACUAAACCUGAGAUCACUGACGUCAGUCCCACUUCCGUCGCCCUCUCAUGGGAAACCAAUCCCAGUGGAGGUGCAACGCCUACCUCAUAUCUCAUCGAGGGAUUCAGUCAUACUUUAGGCAGCAGAUGGGUGACACUAGCCGAGCAUGUGAAGAUGCAGAGCUUUGUCCUGAGGAACCUGAAGCCGGGCACCGUCUACCUUUUUCUGAUCAGAGCAGUCAACGCUUACGGCCUCAGUGACCCCAGCACCAUCUCGGAUUCCAUCCGGACACUCGACAUCACUUUUACUGCUGAGGGAACAGAUCCUCGUCACAUCCAAAGGGAGUUGGGCGAUGUGGUGAUCCACCUAAACACACCCACGGUCGUGUCGCCCUCUGCGGUCCGGGUAAACUGGAUGGUCGAAAAGCACUCGCUGUAUAUCCAAGGCUACAAGUUGUUGUACAGGCCCUCGGCUGAACACGGUCAACCUGAGGGUCAGUGGAGUGCGCUGGACGUACGUGCCCCACAUAAGGACGGAGUGGUGAUCGGUCAGCUCAGGAGAGGCGCCAUCUAUGAGUUCAAAGUGCGUCCCUUUUUUAACGAGUUCCAGGGAGCUGACAGUGAGGUGAAGGUGAUCAGAACGUUGGAAGAAGCACCGAAACGAGCACCCCAGGAUGUUACAGUAACAAAGGGUGAUACCAAUGGCACUGCAGUCCUCAUAUCGUGGAAAGCACCUCCGGUCCCGGAGGAGGCAGGAGUCAUUCAGGAGUACAAGAUCUGGUGCCUGGGUAACGAGAGUCGCCAUCACGUGAACCAGUCAGUCGACGGCUACACCUUCUCGCUGCUCGUUGCCGGUCUGGCGCCGGGGAUUCGCUACGGUGUAGAGGUCGCGGCAAGCAAUGGUGCCGGACCUGGGGUCAAGAGCAAGGUCAUAUUCUUCCAGUUUGACUCUGCUGGUCAGAUGAUGGAUCUCAGCGAGGGAAAGGACGCCUUCUCGCACAUUUCCGACGUGGUGAAGCAACCGGCCUUUAUCGCCGGCAUUGGCGCCACCUGCUGGUUCAUCCUUAUGAUUUUCAGCGUGUGGCUGUAUCGUCACCGUAAGAAGAGAAGCGGCCUCAGCAGCACAUACACCGGCAUCCGCAAGGUGCCGUCUUUCACAUUUACACCAACAGUUGCAUAUCAAAGAGGAGAAUCUGUGUGCAGCGCUGGCAGACCCGGCUUUCUCGGCAUGGCCGAACCUAUGAACCCGCUGUGGCUGCCAGACAAUUGGCCAAAUUCAUGUGCCAAUCGUAAAGAUUGCAGCAUCAACUGCUGCAAUAACGGCAACGGCACCAGUGACAGUAACAUGACAACAUACAGCCGACCGGCCGAUUGCAUUGCCAACUAUGGAAAGCACCCAGAUAACAAACAUGUCUCCGAGACAGCUAUUUAUACUGACGUCAACCUCGGCGAGAAGCUCCACGACAUCAAGACAUUCAACAAUUCCAACUUGUGCUACGCAAGUCCAGGAGGAGAUUCGUCAGAUGCAUAUGAACCAAUCCCCUACGCUACCACCCAACUUAUUCAGGCCAGUAUUAAAAACAAGGCUCACGCCUUGGAGCCGAUUGACAUGCCCUGCUGGAAUCAGCCACCAAACCCUCCUCCACUGCCAAAAGAGAUGGCCACACAGAUGCAAUACAAUAUCUUUGAGCAAAACACUCUAAAUGAAGAUCAUCCACAAGGAAAUGAAGGCUUAGUCCAUCACAAAACCGUCGCCUGCAACCAUAACCAAGAUCACAGCAUGGGAGGCUCGCACCACAGCUCAGACAGGGGUAGCAACAGCACCUCCGGAAGUCAAAAUCAAAAGAAAGGACCGCGGGCCAUGAAGACUCCAAAACAUACUGCUGUUAGCUGGGGAGAUGCUCUUUCCCCUCCUCAUGCUAUUGCCUGGAACGGUGAUGAGUACAGCCUCCCCAUGGAGAAGAGUUUUGAUGCAGCGAGACGAACAGAAGGCUGCCCGACUCCACCGAUUCGCGGGGCGGCAUCAUCUCCCCCCGACAUGUCCUGUAGUCACCAAACUGCGACACAUCCGCAGGCACUCGUCAUGAGCAACGGUGUGCACGAUGGAAUCAACCACCUCAGCUCCACCCCCCUUUACAUGGACACUGACGAGCAAGACGAGGACGCAGAGGAGGAGACGGCACAUGAUCAAAACCACCACCAUCUGCACCGAAACCAACAGCACAAACAAAAGUUACCUCACCACUCCCCGCACAAGCUGCUUUGCCACAGGCUGGAACAGACCCCCGCCUCCAGCACGGGGGAGCUGGAUAGAUCGGUCACAGGGUCCAUGGUUAACAGCUGGGGCUCUGCAUCCGAGGAUAACUUAUCGUCAGGCAGGUCCAGCAUCAUCAGCACCUCGGACGGAUCUUUCUUCACGGACGGAGAUUUCAGCCAGGCAGAAGGCUCGCGUAUGUGCCGAUACCCAGAGGAGUCAGGUCAGCGACCCAGCAGUCCCAUGUCCACAGACAGCAACAUGAGUCCUGCAAUAAUGCAGAAAAGGCCCAGAAGGUAUAAGCAGAACCAGUGUGUGCAACCAAGCUACCAUCCCAAAGAUGUCUUCAACGACGACUCGUUCAUGCCUCUGAAUUUCCCCAGUCAGUUAUCCCAUAGCGACUCGAGAGUAAGGGGGGCCACGUUACCCCGGAUGGGUUCUGUGGAAGCCCGGGGCCGAAGAGGCAGCACCGGGACUCACCGAGUCAGAGAGGCUCCAUUUGAAGAGUGCGAGAGCCAAGACAUUCGCAAGAUUCUACCGAGGGGAAAAGCAAGCAGCAAAAGCAAACAGCACUCAGAAUGUGGGGACAUUCUUCUGUACAGUUGUCCCUCUUUCCCAGCAGGUCCAGCUCAAAGUGAGCCUGAUGACUCCAAAGCAUCCAGCUUUAUAGCUUCUGAAGACGUGAGGAUCAAACACACAGGACAGAUGGAGUCUGUGGGAGUAGAUGAGUUCCUGAGAAGUUGAGAAUCUUUAUGAUGACACCUUAAACAUCUUACAGCUGCUUCACUGAGGGACUUUGGGGUGCAAGUGGUCGACACAGAAAAGACUAAAGUACUGCUCAAUAAAUGCUCUUUUUCUAUCACAAAUUUCUCACUCAAUGUUGGUUAGACAUGUUUAGUAUGUCUGUGGACUGUGUUUGGGCGGAGCCUCUGCCACGGGCCUGAACAAAAGGCUCGCCCCGGUGAUGUAAGAUAAAUGCGCACGUUAUGGCUGUUUACAAAAAUAUUGUUCAUGAUGAGCAUUUCUCGUGUGUUCUAAAAUGCUCGUGUCAUUUCCAGACAUCUUGUAAAUUGUUUACUGCCACAGAAGUGCUUCAAAUUGAAAUUUUAUGUGACAGUGUUAAUGUUUUAUAAGUGAUGUACAUCUUGUCCUUGUAUGGUUUGUUCUACUUUGGUUAGAAAAGCACAAUCACUUAUCAUUUUUAUUAUUAUUGUACGCAUUCUGUGGAACUGUGUAAAUCAUUUGAUAAGUUAACUUUAUUCUGAGAAAAUGAAUGUUGAUCUCAAUUUUACAUUUCAAGCAGCUGUCAGUCAGAAGUGAAAUAUCUGUUUUGUGUAAUUUUUGCAUGCACAUUCUCCUUAUGGAGGUAUUACUUAAAGAUAUUUACUUUAUCCUGAUAAUAUCCUGCUCUUGGACUGUUUUGUUUUUUAAACCCACCGGAGUCCUGUUCUUCUUUUUUUUUUUUUUUUUUUUUUUACCUGACCUUGGCCAUAACUUCUUAAAAUUAAAUCCACUGUCCCCAUUUUCCUAUUAAUCUCAUGCGGACCUAAAUGGAUUCAUAAAACAGUUUGCCAGUAAAUUGAUUUAAUUCCAUUAGCUUGGGAAAUCAGAAAGGUUACCCUCAGUAUAUGAUACAAUCACUGUACUCCAUGACAGUAAUACAGCACUAAUUGAAAUAUCCGAGUGCAUCUAAAGAACAUCACAAUGUUCAUUUUUGUAAAAAAAGAAAAAUAUUUGCCCCAAAAUUUCAUUUUGACAAAAAUAGAGCAAUCCCAGUUAACAUGGGAGAAGCCCGCAAUCACUCCAACUAACUAUUUCUCACUUUGAACUACUGUACGUUUUGCCAUACACUAAACCAACAUGGUCAACAAAACCGCUGAUGAUCAUUUAACAUUUCUAUUUAAUCUCUCUUUACAAUUUGCAUAACACGAGUCAGUCACAUACAUAUUUAUUAUAUUUGUCUGUCUGCGGAAGUUAUUGCCAGUAACAAAUUGUGUAUUAUAUGUUGCCUGUGGUAUUUUUAUAUUGAAUUUUUUUUUUUUUUGCUGCUGAUGCUAAAGAAAGAUGCAACACACAUCGUGGCAAUGCUUCAUGGCAAAGCAGGCGUGUUGUCUUUUCAAGAACAUGAAUGUAAUCACUCUGGGAUUUCUGUAUUUUGACAGUGAUGUAGCUGAGGCCAAAGGUCAACUCGUUAUAUGACUUAUUUUUAUCGAGUUCCAUCCGACCUGAGAUGUAACUGGGGUCAAAGGUCACCUUGGUAAUUUUGUUUUUCUAACAGCACUCUACCAAUUAUCAGCCAAUGCUCCUGACUGCUAAUCAGUGAUUGCUUCAAAUACACACUUGUCUGCACCCGUUUUGUACUUUUGUAAUCUCCCUUAACCAGUCAUGUGCAAAAUAUUCAACUCAUUAAGUUUAUUUAUUUUAUGCUUCAGCUAACAGUAUUGAAAGCUUAUGAAUUAUAAACAGUAGGAGGAAAGAGGACAUUUCAAUCUUAUGGAAAAUAUUCAAUUCAUUUCUUACUGCAGUACUGUACUGUACUAUUCUGAAGAAUUCAUUACAUUGAAUUAAAGAAAAGCUUUCAUUCUAUCUUUGUUUGUUUACAAAUUAAACCAGAUUUCCAAAUGUCA